AAACAAAUAAGAAAUUCCAAUGAGUAUAGAAACUAUAAAGAAACCGACGAAAUAUGAGUAGUCAAAUAAAAAAAUGCACCGGUUGCCAAUUAUUAGCACAUGAUUUUAUGGAAAUUAUAUUAGAUGAUGACAAAUUAACAGACUUUCUAAUAGGACACGGUGUCAUCUGCGCUGAAAAAUUUUGCGAAAUUUGCAGCAAGCCCUGCCGCCUUGUUAAGUUGAAGGACAAUUUAGUUUAUCGUUGCCGCAGGACUCGCAUUAUUGCAAAAAAUAAGAAGCGAAAGAAAGCGGCGUGUGACUUCAUGCAGAGUGUAAGGAAUAACACUUAUUUUUCUGGCUCCCAAUUGUCGAUACGGGACAUAUGCCUCUUCAUGCAUUACGAAAUGAUUGAGAUCAGUCCCAUAACGGAGUUCCUCAAGCAGGAAUUCAAUUGUAGCACGGACACCGUCAUCAACUGGAGACACUAUUUGCGUGAAGUGUUCGUCGAAUGGGCAGCCGACCUCAAUUGCGGCAAGCUGGGAGGACCGGGAAGAACUGUCGAAAUUUAUGAGUUGAUGGUCAGCAAGCGUAAAAUAAAUCGAGGGAAAUUAAAGGAUGGUCAAUGGGUUCUUGUUGCCUUUGAGCGAGAUGCGAAAAAGCUCUAUAUUAAACCCAUCGAGAAUAAAACAAAAGAAGAUCUUUUGGGAAUAUUACAGGAUAAAAUUGAGGAUGGUACGACCGUUAUCUCAUCUUACAGUUGCCUCGAGGACGAAGACUUUAGGCUCAUUGAGGUGAACCAUUCAAUUUGCUUUGUGAAGGGACACACAAAACAAGUCGACAAUAUCUCAAAAUAUGCACGCAAAGAUCUCGGCUACUUGGCGAGCUUUGUGUUUAAGGCGCACUACCCCAAUUAUCAGGACCGGUUCCAUAACUUCUUGACCAAAAUAGCAAAGCUUUAUGAAACGCAACAAACAGAGGAGCAGCAUGAAGAUAAAUUGAUUGGCUUGGAGAUUCAAUUCUGCCAACAACAGGAUAGUAGAAGAUACUCUUGUGAUGUGCAACAAGGAUAUAGUUAAAAGUUUGACAAGUCGUGAUGAAAUGUGCUUUCGCGAUGGAAAUAUUUUUUGUUGCUGACAGCAUGCACGUUGCAUAAAAUGGAUAUUGUUUUAUUGAAGAUAAUUCGAAUAAAACAGGCUCAAAAGUAGGCGAAGCACUUUUUUUUAGCAACUACUCCAA
Messenger RNA from Drosophila grimshawi, 1215 nucleotides. RefSeq lists its product as uncharacterized. The transcript is spliced from 2 exons. The record is from RefSeq and is a predicted model, not a curated record. NCBI's taxonomy places the organism in Eukaryota, Metazoa, Arthropoda, Insecta, Diptera, Drosophilidae. Bases 54 to 1055 code for a protein of 333 amino acids.